GUCCACAGCGUCUCAUACUCUACACCAGUAUUGCUGUCCUACUCAGGUCCUUGACUCCAUGAAGCUUACCCCCUCAGGCAGGCUGGCAGAGAGCAGUGUGGAGGGUGAUGCCCCAGGCAGUGACCUGAGCACAGCGGUUGAUAGUCCUGGGAGCCACCCCCCCUACCGACUGAGCCAGCUGCCCCCCACCAGCAGCCACAUGGGGGGCCCCCCUGCUGGGGUGGGCCUUCCCUGGGCUCAGCGAGCGCGCCUCCAACCAGCCAGUGUGGCCCUGAGGAAGCAGGAGGAAGAGGAGAUAAAACGUUCCAAGGCUUUGUCGGACAGCUACGAACUCUCCACGGAUCUGCAGGAUAAGAAGGUAGAAAUGCUGGAGAGGAAGUAUGGGGGCUCCUUUCUGAGUCGCAGGGCUGCCAGGACCAUCCAGACAGCCUUCCGCCAGUACCGCAUGAAUAAGAACUUUGAGCGACUGCGCAGCUCAGCUUCAGAGAGCCGCAUGUCCCGUCGCAUCAUCCUGUCCAACAUGCGAAUGCAGUUCUCCUUUGAGGAAUAUGAGAAGGCACAGAACCCUGCGUACUUCGAGGGCAAGCCUGCCUCGCUGGACGAGGGUGCCAUGGCUGGGGCCCGGAGUCACCGGCUUGAACGGGGACUCCCCUAUGGAGGCUCCUGUGGUGGGGGCAUCGAUGGAGGUGGAAGCUCUGUCACCACAUCUGGAGAGUUUUCUAAUGACAUCACAGAGCUCGAGGACUCCUUCUCCAAACAGGUAAAGUCACUGGCUGAAUCUAUCGACGAGGCCUUGAACUGCCACCCAUCAGGGUCAAUGUCUGAGGAAGCAGGCUCAUCUCAACUGGAGAAGCGGGAAUCAAAGGAACAGCAAGAAGACAGCUCAGCCACAUCUUUCAGUGAUCUUCCCCUCUACCUGGAUGACCCAGUUCCCCCACCAUCCCCUGAACGACUUCCUAGUGCAGAGCCUCCACCCCAGAGCCGACCUGAGUUCUGGGCACCAGCCCCACUCCCGCCAGUUCCUCCAUCAGUGCCAUCAGGGACUCGGGAAGAUGGUGGCCGCGAGGAAGGCACUCGUAGGGGUCCUGGGUGCUUGGAGUGCCGGGAUUUCCGGCUGCGAGCUGCCCACCUUCCCCUGCUUACCAUUGAGCCUCCUAGUGACAGCUCCGUGGACCUGAGUGACCGCUCAGAUCGCGGCUCUGUCCACCGCCAGCUAGUAUAUGAGGCUGAUGGCUGCAGCCCGCAUGGGACCCUAAAACACAAGGGGCCACCAGGCAGGGCCCCAAUCCCACAUCGCCACUACCCAGCCCCUGAGGGCCCAGCUCCAGCCCCACCAGGGCCCCUGCCACCAGCCCCCAACAGUGGCACUGGGCCCAGUGGUGUGGCUGGGGGUCGGAGGCUGGGGAAGUGUGAGGCUGCAGGCGAAAACUCUGAUGGUGGAGAUAAUGAGAGCCUGGAGAGUUCUAGCAAUUCCAAUGAAACCAUCAACUGCAGCUCUGGCUCCUCUUCUCGAGACAGCCUGAGGGAGCCUCCAGCCACUGGCCUGUGCAAACAGACCUACCAGCGUGAGACCAGGCAUAGCUGGGAUUCGCCAGCCUUCAACAACGAUGUGGUACAGAGACGGCAUUACAGAAUUGGCUUGAACCUCUUCAAUAAGAAGCCGGAGAAGGGUAUCCAGUAUUUGAUCGAGCGAGGUUUCCUGUCAGACACACCAGUGGGAGUGGCUCACUUCAUCCUGGAGAGGAAAGGCCUGAGCCGACAGAUGAUAGGGGAAUUCCUAGGAAACCGGCAGAAGCAGUUCAACAGAGAUGUACUAGACUGUGUAGUAGAUGAGAUGGAUUUUUCUUCUAUGGAUUUGGAUGAUGCACUCCGGAAAUUCCAGUCCCAUAUUCGGGUACAGGGUGAGGCCCAGAAAGUAGAACGACUCAUCGAAGCUUUCAGCCAGCGGUACUGUGUCUGUAACCCAGCCCUUGUGCGCCAGUUCCGGAACCCAGACACAAUCUUCAUCCUGGCUUUUGCCAUCAUUCUCCUCAACACUGACAUGUACAGUCCCAGCGUGAAGGCUGAACGCAAGAUGAAACUGGAUGACUUCAUCAAGAACUUAAGAGGGGUUGACAAUGGUGAGGAUAUCCCCCGGGAUCUCCUGGUGGGUAUCUACCAGCGCAUCCAGGGGCGUGAAUUGCGGACCAAUGAUGACCACGUGUCCCAAGUGCAGGCUGUGGAGCGCAUGAUUGUUGGCAAGAAACCGGUCCUCUCUCUUCCUCACCGACGACUGGUUUGCUGCUGCCAGCUCUAUGAGGUGCCAGAUCCAAACCGCCCCCAGAGGCUAGGGUUGCAUCAACGGGAGGUCUUCCUCUUCAAUGAUCUCCUUGUGGUCACCAAAAUUUUCCAGAAGAAGAAGAUCUUGGUGACGUACAGCUUCCGUCAGUCCUUUCCCCUGGUGGAAAUGCACAUGCAGCUCUUCCAGAAUUCAUAUUACCAGUUUGGAAUAAAGUUACUAUCUGCAGUACCUGGUGGGGAACGCAAAGUCCUCAUCAUUUUCAAUGCCCCCAGCCUCCAGGACCGGCUACGCUUCACUUCUGACUUGCGCGAGUCCAUUGCCGAGGUGCAAGAGAUGGAGAAAUAUCGUGUGGAGUCGGAGUUGGAGAAGCAGAAAGGUAUGAUAAGGCCUAAUGCCUCACAGCCGGGAGGAGCCAAGGACUCAGUGAAUGGGACACUGGCCCGCAGUAGCCUGGAGGACACUUACGGGGCAGGCGACGGGCUCAAACGGGGAGCACUCAGCAGUUCCCUGCGAGAUCUGUCUGAUGCAGGGGUCUGUUAUUAGCAGUCCACGCCCUCACCAGAGGAUGCCACCUCCGCCCCCACCCCCGCCGCCAGAGGAGUACAAGAGCCAGAGGCCGGUCUCCAACUCCUCAUCUUUCCUGGGCUCCCUAUUUGGAAGCAAGCGGGGCAAGGGGCCCUUCCAGAUGCCACCACCGCCAACAGGCCAGGCCUCUGCCUCUUCUUCAUCUGCUUCCUCUACCCACCACCAUCACCACCACCAUCACCAUGGUCACAGCCACGGUGGUCUGGGGGUGCUACCUGAUGGGCAAUCCAAACUCCAGGCCCUGCAUGCCCAGUAUUGCCAAGGACCCGGGCCUGCCCCACCACCCUACCUCCCACCCCAGCAACCCCCUCUCCCCCCUCCUCCUCAGCAGCCUCCACCCCUGCCCCAGCUGAGCUCCAUUCCACCACCACCAGCCUCUGCCCCUCCUGUGGGACCACAUCGCCACUUCCAUGCCCAUGGCCCUGUUCCAGGUCCUCAGCACUACACCUUAGGCCGGCCAGGCAGGGCCCCAAGGCGAGGGGCUGGAGGCCACCCUCAGUUUGCUCCACAUGGCCGCCAUCCUUUGCACCAGCCCACGUCCCCAUUGCCCCUAUACAGUCCUGCCCCCCAACAUCCUCCUGCUCACAAACAAGGCCCCAAGCAUUUCAUCUUCAGUCACCACCCACAGAUGAUGCCAGCAGCAGGUGCAGCUGGAGGACCGGGAUCCCGGCCACCAGGAGGCUCCUAUUCCCAUCCCCACCACCCCCAGUCACCACUGUCGCCACACUCACCCAUUCCACCCCACCCCUCCUACCCACCCCUACCCCCACCGUCACCUCACACCCCUCACUCACCCCUGCCUCCCACUUCCCCCCAUGGCCCACUGCACGCCUCUGGGCCCUCUGGCACGGCCAACCCACCCAAUGCAAACCCCAAGUCCAAACCAAGCCGGAUUAGUACCGUGGUGUGAUAAAUGGAGCGAGCGAGCUGGAAAUCAGGAAGGUCUGAGGAAUCCACGGGAGAGAGAUCUUACCCCUCUUCUUCCCUCUGUUUUUCUCAAAAUAUAUAUACACAUAGCAGUGUCCUCCUCUCCACUUUCUCUCUGCCUUGGGACCCCUCCUCCAGCCCUUAGCAGUUGCCACGGGGUUUCCUUUCAGAUUUGAGGGCCCUUGCCAUUUACAGCGUGGACUUAGGGCACUCUUUGAUGCUGGGCAGUGGUGAGGGUCUUUUAAAGAUCCUCAUCCUCUUUUUCCUGUCUUCCUCCCUCGCCCCCGCCACUUGUCCUGGUGGUCUAGCUCCGUGGCCUCAGACCUCCAGGCCAGUGUGAGCUCCCUUGCAGCUCUGGCUGGUGGUGAUGGGCAGAUGACCAGAGCUGUAAAGGUGAAAGCUUCCCCCAGAGCUCCUCUGGCUGCAUGAGCCUAGGAGAAGAGAGCUCUGUAGAGCUGUGGCCAAGCCUCAGCUGGCUCAGCCCUCUCUCUGACCUCAGGGCCUGGCCACACACCUCCAUGUGUCUUUCUGCCUGUUCGAGGACACAGACUGUCAAUGCACUCCGUGGGUGGGACCCCCGCUUGGGCUGGCCCCUACACAGGGCAGUGCUUCCUCUCUCUCGAGCCAGUCAAUGCCCUCUCUCCAGUAGGCCCUAGCCCAGACCUCUUCGGCUUCAGGAACUUGGCCUUACCCUGCAAAUGGUCUUAUCCUGAUCAAAGUCAAGACAGGUUUUCUUUGAGUGUGGGGGGGCUCAGGUCUUGGAUGAGAAGGGCACUGCCCUCCCUCACCCAUAUUGCAUGCCCCCCCAUUCCCUUUUGCCUCUCCCAUCUACAACUGAAGACAAUGCACUUUACAGAUGAUUGCCCACACACACAACUCUCUGGGGCAAGGUACCUAACAUCAGCUCUGGGGAGGCGCUCCCAGAGGGCUACCCUGAGCCCAAGAUGUCCUUCCUGAGGCAGAGAUAGAAGCCAUCAGAGCUGGGGCUGGGAGCCAGAAUGCCUGAGUCCUUUCUGUCCGUCAAAAUUUCCACUGCCUCUCCAGCCCUUUUGCAGCCCUGUUUAUUUAUUAUAAAUAUAUUUUUUACAAGUCCCAGCUCCUCUUCUUGCCCCGCAAUCCAGCUCCAUUCUCAGCUCCUACAUUCCUCUCCCCCUCUCCACCGUGGGCUGCAGUACAGAUAGAUAGAUAGACCCUGGCUGUUGAAGAGCCAGGGACCCUGGGCUCAGGGGGUAUGUGGUGGUGGGAGGGGCUGUAUGGAGAGGAGCUGGCGUUCAGGCAUUGUCUUUUUUCCUCCUUGUAUAUAAGAAUGUAUAUUUGAUGCCUCAUAAAAGACCUUGUGCUCAC
Dipodomys spectabilis (banner-tailed kangaroo rat) is the source of this 5137-nucleotide messenger RNA. RefSeq names its product IQ motif and Sec7 domain ArfGEF 2 (gene Iqsec2). The record is from RefSeq and is a predicted model, not a curated record. Gene Ontology annotation, biological process: regulation of ARF protein signal transduction; actin cytoskeleton organization. NCBI's taxonomy places the organism in Eukaryota, Metazoa, Chordata, Mammalia, Rodentia, Heteromyidae. The coding region runs from base 59 to 2824 and encodes 921 amino acids. Gene Ontology annotation, molecular function: guanyl-nucleotide exchange factor activity; protein binding. The transcript has 13 exons.